Messenger RNA from Chroicocephalus ridibundus (black-headed gull), 10926 nucleotides. RefSeq names its product DLG associated protein 2 (gene DLGAP2). Gene Ontology annotation, biological process: signaling. The transcript is spliced from 16 exons. Gene Ontology annotation, molecular function: molecular adaptor activity. Lineage: Eukaryota; Metazoa; Chordata; Aves; Charadriiformes; Laridae. Gene Ontology annotation, cellular component: postsynaptic specialization; glutamatergic synapse. The record is from RefSeq and is a predicted model, not a curated record. The coding region runs from base 729 to 3644 and encodes 971 amino acids.
UAAUUGAUAUCCUGGGGAAUUAUUGUGUACAAUAAUCAAGAAAAAUCUUCAUUUCUAAUUCUAUUAUGUGGGAAAAAAAAAAGCUCUUUUUUCUGCCUGCAUAAAACAAACCCCACUUCCACAUGGAAUAAGCUCCAGACCAUGUUUUCUAUUAUGCUUGAAUAUAUGGGACAUGCAUUGCAAUCCUAUGCUUGCCACACUGCUGCAGUAUACUUGUUUUGCAGAGCUCUGUAGCAGGCUAGUCAAAGCUGUGACUAACCAGACCCUUGGAUACAUACUCAAAUCUCUGGCCUUGAUUUUUACAAUGCAUUUGAUUUGUUCAUUGAUGGUAUAUUUUUUCUGAUUUGUGAGAAGCUUCAUGCUCUGUGUUUGGAUGCUGACUGCAAUACAGCAAUAGUCUUUGAUACGAGUCACAGUGUACACUUUGUGGGGAGCCUGAAGAUUUGGAUUCUCUAACAGGGCAUGCAUUUCAAGAGCUGCAAGUGUUAUGGGCAUGUUGAGAACUUCCAGAAGCUGGAUUAAAGCAUCUCUUUUACAAUGAUAUCUAAUCUCGUCCUAAAGCUCCAAGCAAUGGCGAGUCCACCAGCUCCCCUGAAGAAGAGGGUGGCGAUCUGCUCAAGUCGGGCUUCAGUUUUCCAGGGACGCCAGAGGAGGAGCUAGACCAGCAGUACUCAUGGUCGCCUUCUCGGCACUUCAAUGAAGAAAGAUACUCUCCUGCUCCGAGGAAUAUGAAAGGAUUAUCUGGUAGUCGCAACCAACCACAGUUAUGUUCAGCUCAUACUUGUGGCUUAGCAUCCCCUGAAGAUUGUGAACACACCCACGACCAUAUCCACCAUGGGCAGGAGCCAAGGCAAUCGUAUCUUCUCAGCCCCACGGAGAGUUGCCCGAUGGACCACCAUCGUUGCUCGCCGCGCAGCUCCAUUCAUUCUGAAUGCAUGAUGAUGCCCAUGGUAAUGGGCGAUCACAUGUCAAGUAGCACCUUCCCCAGAAUGCACUACAGCUCACAUUACGACUCAAGAGACGACUGCGCCAUGUCUCACGGUAACCCUAAGAUUAACCGUAUUCCUGCAAAUCUUUUGGACCAAUUUGAGAAACAACUUCCUCUUCACCGGGAUGGGUUUCACACUUUACAAUAUCAGAGGACCUCAACAGCUGCGGAACAACGCAGUGAGAGCCCGGGAAGAAUACGCCAUCUCGUUCAUUCAGUCCAGAAACUUUUUACUAAAUCUCAUUCUCUGGAAGGAUCGUCCAAGGGCAACGUUAAUGGAACAAAGGGAGACAGUCGAGGGGACGACCAUCAUCAUGGGCACCAUUCCAAGCAUAGCAAAAGGAGUAAAAGUAAGGAGCGAAAACCAGAAAGCAAGCAUAAAUCUGGCAUGAGCAGCUGGUGGAGCUCUGAUGAUAAUUUGGACAGUGAUAGCACUUACCGAACCCCUAGUGUGGUAAAUAGGCACCAUGCAGAUCAUAUAUCCCAUUGCUACCCUGAGGCACUCCAGGGACAUUUUGGGGAUCUCUCAUUGAAGACUUCCAAAAGUAACAAUGACGUGAAAUGUUCGGCUUGUGAAGGGCUAGCAAUGACCCCCGACGGUAAAUAUAUGAAAAGGAGUUCUUGGUCCACGCUUACAGUAAGUCAGGCUAAAGAAGCUUAUCGCAAAUCAUCAUUGAACUUAGAUAAGCCUCUGGUUCAUCAGGAAAUCAAACCUUCCUUGAGGCCGUGCCAUUACCUUCAGGUACCUCAGGAUGAAUGGGGAGGAUACCCAGCAGGUGGGAAAGACGAAGAGAUCCCCUGCAGAAGAAUGAGAAGUGGGAGCUAUAUUAAGGCAAUGGGAGAUGAAGAAAGUGGCGACUCUGAUACUAGCCCCAAGACAUCACCAAAAUUAACGGUUCGACCAGAGUCAUUAUUAAAAUCCAUUGGACAAAGACCACUGGGAGAUCAUCAAAAUCAGAGCUACCUUCAAACUGCAAGUGACGUGCCUGGGGGUCACAACCUGGAUCCCUCUGCAAACUACAAUUCCCCAAAGUUUCGCUCAAGGAAUCAGAGCUAUAUGAGAGCAGUGAGCACGCUCAGUCAGGCCAGCUGUGUUAGUCAGAUGAGUGAAGCAGAGGUUAAUGGGCAAUUUGAAUCGGUGUGUGAAUCAGUGUUUAGUGAAGUUGAAGCUCAGGCAAUGGAUGCCCUUGACCUCCCUGGAUGUUUCCGAACAAGAAGCCACAGUUACUUGCGUGCCAUUCAGGCAGGCUAUUCCCAAGAUGAUGAAUGUAUACCUGCGAUGGCAUCUUCCAACAUCACCUCAACUAUCAGGUCAACCACAGCUGUAACUUACACAAGUUACAAAAAAACACCGCCACCGGUACCCCCUCGUACCACUUCCAAGCCACUGAUCUCAGUCACGGCACAGAGCAGCACAGAAUCCACCCAGGACGCAUAUCACGACAGCCGGACUCAGAGGAUUUCCCCGUGGCCGCAGGACGGGCGAGGGAUGUACAACUCCACCGACAGUUUGGACAGUAACAAGGCCAUGAAUCUCGCCUUGGAAACUGCGGCUGCGCAGCGCCAUGCGUCCGAGAGCCAGAGCACCUCGAUACGAACCAGUGACAAGGCCAUUUUAGUCUCCAAAGCAGAGGAGUUUCUUAAGAGUCGACGUUCCUCUAUAGGGAUCCAGGUGGAAACAGCAACUGAUUCAGACACUGAAAGCAGAGGCCUACGGGAAUACCACUCUGUUGGAGUACAAGUGGAAGAUGAAAAACGACAUGGACGAUUCAAGCGCUCCAACAGUGUAACAGCAGCUGUCCAGGCUGACCUGGAACUGGAGGGCUUUCCAGGACACAUCACCAUGGAGGACAAGGGACUUCAGUUUGGCUCGUCAUUCCAGCAGCACUCAGAGCCCAGCACACCCACCCAAUACAGCGCAGUGAGAACUGUACGGACACAGGGACUGUUCAGUUACAGAGAAGAUUAUAGGACCCCAGUUGACACCUCAAACCUUCCACCACCAGAACCCUGGCUAGAGCCGGCCAUUGAGACAGUAGAGACUGGUCGAAUGUCUCCUUGUCGACGGGACGGAUCUUGGUUUAUGAAGUUGCUACAUACUGAAACUAAGAGAAUGGAAGGAUGGUGUAAAGAAAUGGAAAGAGAAGCAGAAGAAAAUGAUCUUUCUGAAGAAAUCCUAGGUAAGAUCCGAAGUGCUGUUGGAAGUGCUCAGCUCCUCAUGUCUCAGAAAUUCCAGCAAUUUUAUUGGCUUUGUCAGCAGAAUCUGGACCCGAGUGCCAUGCCGAGACCAACUUCCCAGGACCUCGCAGGUUUCUGGGACUUACUGCAGCUCUCAAUUGAAGACGUCAGCAUGAAGUUUGAUGAACUGCACCAGUUGAAACUCAAUGAAUGGAAAAUAAUAGAAUCACCUGAAAGGAAGCCAACUGGUUGGUGGAUGGAAGAAAGAAAGGUUCCUCCUCCUGUACCAAAGAAGCCCCCAAAAGGAAAAUUCCCUAUCACGAGAGAAAAAUCUCUGGACCUACCCGACAGACAGCGACAAGAAGCCAGAAGACGGCUAAUGGCUGCAAAGAGAGCAGCCUCUUUCCGGCAGAAUUCAGCCACAGAGCGCGCAGACAGCAUCGAGAUAUAUAUCCCAGAGGCUCAAACCCGGCUUUAAAGACAGAAUGCUGCAGAGUUCCUUUUUUAAACAAAAUGCUUGUACAGUUUGUCACUUACCUGGUAAUUUUUGUCUCAUUCUCUCCACUAAAUAUGCCCUUGCUGUUGUGUUCUUUGUGCCAUAAGCACAGUGGAAUGCUUUUGAUUUCCUCAGAAUUUGCUGAGCUCACCGCAAGAACGACUUCUUUUUGUAUUUAUUGUCUGACUUACAAUCAGCUACAAUGGAUAGGGCUUGUCAAGACCUGACUUAUCCAAUAUAUUCUCAGAGGACAACAAGAAACACCUCUUGAGAUGGAACCCAGCUUACUUUUUUGUUAUUUAUAUUUUUAUAAAAUGUGUGAUAAUUAGGGAUAAGAAUAACAAACUAUAAAUGGGUGCAUCUCACCAUUCACUAGAGGCAUUAGCUAAUCCAAGUAGAAGGUGCUACAAAUGUAAAGAGCAGGAAAGAAAGAACCCAUUUAUCUCUCUGACCUCCAGUCUCUUUUCCUAGAACCCAGCUAACAUAUUUACCCAUGUGCUCUGCCACUCUUCUCAUCUUUGUUACUGCAAAAUAACAUUAGGCCUUUCAUGUCAUGUCAAGUUUCUGGAGAUGAACAGGGAUAUCCAACCACUAAAACUCCAAAGUUCAUCAGAAACCAAGAAGCGUACAAGUCUGGUGGUGGUGGGAAUGCCCACUGAGACACGUUUGCCGUUAGCAGUAUAACGACACUCUGACACCUAAGCAAAAUUAUAAUGCAAGAGGACUUGAGUGAUGGGUGAAAAGAAAACGGAAGCCUUAAAAAGUUAGAUCUUCUGUAGCAAGAUGUGUAAAGAAAAAGUUAUACUCGCUCCUUUGGAACACUCAUUGCUUUUUUAACAGUUCUUUUACGUGUUAACGUUUAUUUUAUAAACCUUCUCUCUUUCAUUUCAAGAGCUGCGCUACAUGUAAUAUUUCAAACUCUCAAAAUGUUCUAUCAAUUGAGUUUCCAGGGUAUCCUUGAGAAAAAAAAAAAUAAUCUUGCUUGUUUAAAAUGCCAGUUGUGAUGUUGUAAACAGUUUAAGAAAUAUGAAUGUGAGUGGUAAGUAUAUCUAAGUUUAAAUGGUUAUGUUAAGGUAAAGGUGAACUGUGGUUUACAGUUGUAUUUUUUUUUAGAACUAUUUUUCUAUGCAGUAUUAUUUAUGGCAAGAAUAAGCUUCUUGCUUGCUUCAGACUUAAAACCACGACUCAAGAGAUAAGUGAUUUCCAGCCAUGGAAUACAAGGAAAAUAAUAUAUUUUCAAGCCUCACAUUGUCAGAAGAGAGAAGUGGUAACUACCACAGUCAAGAGGCUUUAAUUUAAAACAAAUUAAGACAGAAUUAUUCCACUUCACCUACCUUCCAGAGCCAACCGAGCAACCCAGCACUUAGAAGUCUUCAGGUGAAGACGCAAUAAGAUGAGUAACCUGCAGCCCCCGAUUCCCAGGUUUGAAUCCUACUGAACACUACUUUAGGUCAAAACAGUCUGAACCCAGUGAGACAGACAGCCCCAACUUUACCGCGUCCCCUCUUUACCUUCUUUAACAAAUGCAAUGUAUUUAGCCAUAGGCAGAACAGCUAUUUAAUUAUACUCGAGCACUUUGGUUCUUCACCUGAUGAGCACUUUAAGUCCGAAUCCCACGCACCCUGCAGCCUGAUGGAUGACUGAAAACACGAAGUAUUGUAGGUUAUGCAGAUCUGACGUUGCUUCAAAUCUGUUUUCUUUUGGUUUGGUUUGGUUGUUGUUUUUUUUCCUUCUCUUUUUCCUGCAAUGUGUAGUAUUAAGCAUGAGUUCUGUCUUUGGAGCACAGCUGAUAAAGCAUGUGUACCUUCAAGAUAUGAAUCUUUAGAAGUGAAGUUUUGAGACAUUUCUGUGAGGAGAAAACCCUGUAAAUUGAGCCUGAUAUCUGGUAUAUACCUUACCAAAUAGCCUUAAACUAUAUUUGGAAGCAAAAACCAAGAAGAAUGUAUAUCCUUCAAAAAUGAAAAAAAAAACAAAAAAAAAAGAAUAAAUCCCUGAGAUAUUCUUCUAUAGAUGAAAACAUUAUAUUUCCCAUCCCUCAUGUUUUCAAGGCAUUUUCUAUUAAGGAAAGAGCUGAAGCCAGGGUAGUGUACAAUAUUGAUGCUACUUCCUAUAUUUGUUGUACUAUUUUGAAUAUAAAUGUACUUGCAGGCAUUGGCCUCUUCGGUCUUGAAAACUGAUAUCUUAUUUAAAGUGGAGCUGCUAAUUAGAAAUAUCCAUGCCAAACUAAAGACAGUGUCUUUCCUAGAUUUAAGAAAUUAAAAAUAAACACACGCACCCCUGUACGUAUAUAUAGAGAUGGCAGCUGGUUCAUUUUAUUGAGUUUUACUGUACGCUUCAAGGAGAAAUCACACUUGACUUAUUUGCUUGAAAACCCCCACCUGCAGCAACACAUCAUGCGAUUAAGACAAGUUGUAUUUGAUCCUGCCACUAAUCAGACUUUAUAAAGAUAAAUUGUGAAAACAACAGAUUACAGAUAAGCUUAGAUCCCAGCUGACCUAAUAAUGCUGACGUGGAGCAGUCUGUAUAAGUCCUUAAUUUUAGAAUCAUACUUUGGUAGUUUUUUGGUGUGUUAACAUUUUAUUGGAUGUUCUCAGGCAAAUAAAGGCCUGUGUGAAUGACGCCAACCCUGUAUUUUACAUUUCCCAUGCCAUUAUUAGAAAAUGUUCAAUAUCAGCUUUGGAUAUCUAUGAUUUCCAUUUAUUCAACGUUUGUUCAAAAAAAAAAAUCAAAAGUAAACUAGAUGCCUACUGAAAAAUCUGAUAAUAUGUUAUCUGUGCAUGUUACAUUUCAAAGUGCAAUAUAUUAAAUUCUUGUACAGGUAACAUUCUAUCAUUUAAAGGCAAAUAAGCUAUUUCUAUUUACAUAUUGUACAUCUGGUUAGUUUAGAAAAACAUCGUUAUGCUUAUCAUACUUGUGUUGCAAAUAAAUCAAAGUCAAAUUGCUUUAGUCCUUGACAUGAGAAACACAGCAUGUGGUAUCUUAAUAUACAUGUAAACAGAUCAAUUGUAAUCUGACCUUCCAUCAUAAAAACGAAAUUCAGUUACAAAACCAACGUAGGAGGAACGUAAAAUAGCAUAAAGAUAGGAAGUAGAAUGCUUUCUACUUAGAGACAUCAUGGGGUAGACCCACACAGAACAGCUGGAUAUAGCAAAAUAGUCUAGUGUUUAACUGAAUACUAAUUGGACUAAUAUUUAUUUUAUCAGAUGAAAAUUAUAGAAAGUCUCUGUUCAUUUCUUCGUUGCCUGUAAAACACAAGUAUAAUAACCAGAAUUCUGAAAAUAUAAAUAAAGAAAAAGACCUGACUGGUAAAAUUGUUGAUAUUCGCCAUACUUAUUUUUGCUUUGUAUAUUUUUUCAGAUUUUAAAUUCUCUGUAAAGUGGUGAAGUACAUUAUGAAGUGUUUUAUUAUUUUGUGUUGACCUGAUUAGAAUGGCCUUUGGCAGCGUGCAAAGACUAAUAAUGUUGUACGGUUUAAUACCAAAAAAAUGACAUUUUAAUUCAUGCUUAAACCUUGUCAUGAUGUUAGAUUUGAGAUCGAUCAGGAAGGAAUUAAAGCGUGCAUAGGAAAGUGUGUGGAUUUCAUAUAUAUAUAUAUAUAUGUAAUACAUUUUAUAUAAUGGAAAUUUUUUGUUUUAAAAUAAGCCCAUGUCCUGCUGUAUCAGUAAACUAGUACUCUAGUUUCAUCCUUCUUCAGCACUGCAUCUAGCAUAAAGUGAGGGAAUGUUUGGUCAUUGGAUCAUUUUGCAGGGAAAAGAAGUAACUGCUACGUGAUGAUGUGCCGUAUGUGACCUCGUGUCUCCUCAGGCCCUGCUGGAGCGGUGCCCUUGAGAGGCUCCCGGCCCCAUGGCCCCCUCGGGCUGUGCCAGCACUCCAUGCCGGGUCCUCCCCACGCAGGUCCACCCCGGCCCCCUACAUCAGCCCUUCUCAGCCUUGAGCCUGCCCUGCGCGGUGGGUCGGUGGCUGUGAUGGCCUCCUUGGCGCCGGUGGCAGGGGACACACUGGAGAUUGACCCAUCAAGUGCUGGUUUGCACAUGUUAAUUUGAGAUCUGAAGUUGGUCUGGCAGCUCCAGGUGUUGAGCUGUGCCUGCUGAAAAGCUGCGAAAUCCUGCGUAGCAGGAACCUCAGUGUUAGACAGAGAGUGUACGUGAAAUGUGAAGCAGCGUUACUCGCGCUGCUGUUCCCAGGCCAUCUUACGAUGCAGUGAUACCACUGGCAAAUGGCAUUCGAAGUGAGGAAUAUCAGCAAACCCCUUACUGUCUAGAGAGGUUCUUCCUGGUGUGUGACAGGUUGACCCUUAGGUUUAUAUAGUGCCUUUCAUCCAGAAGGAUCUCCAAGCACUUUAUUAGCCGACACACAAACUCCAGGCUGGGCUGCAGCUGGGGCAGGUCACCCUGCCCGUAGCCUGGUCAGCCAGCACGGUGGGAUGCUGGGGGCCCUCCUGCCUGUCCCCACGCUGCUGGGGAGUUUCCUUCCACGCCACCCUCCCGGUGCCUGGGAGGACCCUUGUGGUCUGAGCCUGUGCCGAAGGAGAAGCGAAGACUCUCUGAACCAAGAGGAAGAGCUGAGCAAAGCAGGGGUGACGGCGAUGCUCCUAAUGUCCCUCCAGGGUGUAGGCAGGAAAAGAAAAGCCUCAAAUUAACUUUCCAGAACAAUCUCUGCUUGAACAGAAGUUCACGAUGCUGACAGUGAGGGUCCCUGCGGUGGAGGGGAGGAGAGCCCUGGCUGGUGCCAGGUGCGGGAGCUGAUGGCACCUGCUGCUGAGCCCUCUUGGUCAGGGAUCUCGGCAAGUCUCUCCUUUGCAAAUGCAUUCCCCCACCGCCUUCUUCACGGGAGAGAUCUGUCUGGGACACGUGCUGCACGAGGUGCCUUCCCCUGUGGCAUGACUGCCCAGGGCCCUGUUCUCUCCCCGGGUCUGCCCUCCAGCCAAGCCAAGGCGAGGGGUAACGUGGGGCACGGCACUUAGGCAGAAGGAUUAUGCCUUGGCUCCAGCAGCCGCUCUUUACUGAGACUCAGCUCUAACCCUAAGGGUUGUUUCUAUGGCAGAGCAAUGGGGACAUCUCUCUCUGCAUUGGCAGGAUCGGCAGGCUAGAGGCAGCCAGUUCAUACUGCGGAUAACAGAAAGAGGCUAUAUACAUACAUAUCUAUCGAUAUCAGAUUUUUUCGUUGUCGUGGUUCCUGACAGUUGGACCCAGGAACCACAGGAGUCAACACUCCGGUUCCUGCAGACCGUGGCACUUUCUUGCAUCUCAGCCUCAGCACUGAUGGCCCUGGCAGGUUCACUGCCCGGUGCAGCCCCACGGCCCAUCUGCAGCUACUCACCGUGAUCACCUCCAGGGCCCAUCUUUUGGGAACAGCUGUUUUAUGGCAUGCUCAUGUGCAUACGCAGACUCCUGGCAGGAAUUAAGCCCUCUGUAUACACAGAAAUUGCUUAAUUUAUCUUUGAAAUGCAGCUACCUCUAUGGUGUAAUGCUGCAGCUGUUUAACUACAUAAUAGGCUGUUCAGGACAGCAAGCAUAAAACCAAAAUUGAAAUGGAAACUUGCCCAAAAGAGAAUUUGGCCAGCAUAUUUAGGCUGAUUCAGCUCCUAUUAACAAAAUAAAAUUCUAAUCGCCGCAAGAGGCCAUGGCACUCGUUAUAUCUAAAAACCGUAUUCCAGAUCCCUUCUCAUUACAUGCAUAUCGCAUUUCAUAAAUGAUGAUCACAGAAGAAGACUGCACGUUCACGGUCCCACCUCUCCACACAUGCGUGUUUCUCCCGUUACCCUUCAUUGCUGAAACAGAAAUGGGCUUUUGAAUUCAGAUCGCAGGUAAUGUAAAUUAGUAUGUCUACACGGCUUGCUCUUUAACUGAGCACACACAGAACAGUUUUCAUCAGCUGGCAAUUUAAUUCUCUGUUUUAUUAAGGCCAAAUUGUUAUUUUUCUAAAUUGGUUUUGUUGGACAGGAUUUUUUACUUCUCUAGUACAAAGCCGUGAAUAAGCUUAAACAAGGGGGAGGUGUAUUUGAAGAUACGGUCAUCAUGUACCAACACAGCCCGUUAGUGAGGAUUUUUCUUCUCCUUCCCUUCCUCUUCUUUCAUUCAACACGGCAUUUCCCAUUCCUAAAGCCGAACUGUCAUACAAGUUUAUUUGUGAGAUGAAUUGUUGCAAAGCUUCGGGCUAAGUUCUGGUCUCGGUUGUAUUCAAAUCAAUGCAAAGAAACUGAAAUGAGAAGGAAAUGUCAGAUUCGGAUCAGUAUAAUUCGCAUCAGUAUCCGACUCAGCAAGUCCUGCUGGGGCAGGAAGGACUCACUGUUCAAGUUAGCGAGCGCAUGGUUACUUUGCAGGAUGUAGUUUUUCCUUUCAGGUAGGUCACAGUCAAGCAGAGGGCUUGGUAGUGGGUUCAGGUCUCUGACAAUAGUCCUCACAAAGAAAUACUAGCUUUGUUUAUAAUUACCCGUGGAAUCCACAUGCUCAUAUCCAUGCUUUGAUUUACCCUUUGGAGGUUGAACAGUACGGCCAUCUCAUUUUAAAAGGGCUCAGCAUGUAUGUAUUCUUUAGUUCAAUUUUUAUAUUGAUUUCCUGAAUUAAGAAAAUUUCCCUUUCAAGUAGCCUGACUUAUACUGCUCUAGAACUGUUCUUUCCUGAAGAAAAGCCACUAUGACUGUGCAGGAUUUUCUGUACAGAGACAAAACUCAUACUUUCAUUUACCAUGUGACAUGCCAAAAUAAUCAAGUGUGGCCUAAGGACUAAAUUAAAUGCCUCCUAUAGAAUUUCAAGGAAUGUUAGAACCAGGAAACUAGCUGUUUAGUUAUCAUUAAAAGUAUAUAUAAAUAUAUAUAAAUAUAUAUAUACAUAAGAAAUCAUAUCAACAAUGAGGAUGAACUGAGUGCCAAAUAUUCACCAUCUGUAUAAAGCUACACUUCACUAGAAUUAAACUAUUUUAUGUAAUUCUCUUUCUCAUGCUUUUAUGGUUCUUUUGAUAAAUUCUAUUUAGUAGCAUGCAGGAUACCUAAAUUGAAUGUACAGUAUGUUGUUUCAUUGCUACAAUAAUUUCUUGCUUCUCAGUAAUAUCUUCUUUACCAGAAUGUUAUUUGUUACUUUGAAAACAUAUUUGAGAAUUGUUUUAUUAUUGAGUUAUUCUUUUUUCAUGAUUCUCUAUUCACCUCCAGCUGAUUGUAAGAAAAUGUGCUUCACUAUUUUGCCCCAUGGCUCUUUUAUGAAGCUGCCUCUUUCAAUUGGUUUAUGUAUUGUUUAUGUUCAUCUCCUGUAAAUAAUUCUGCAAUUAAA